Messenger RNA from Daphnia carinata, 1316 nucleotides. Its product is annotated as beta-1,3-galactosyltransferase 5-like. NCBI's taxonomy places the organism in Eukaryota, Metazoa, Arthropoda, Branchiopoda, Diplostraca, Daphniidae. Gene Ontology annotation, molecular function: hexosyltransferase activity. Gene Ontology annotation, cellular component: membrane. Bases 86 to 1255 code for a protein of 389 amino acids. The record is from RefSeq and is a predicted model, not a curated record. The transcript has 3 exons.
UUUGUUUCUUUGAUACACAGGGAAUUAGACGUUUAGUUUUAUCUUCUGCAAAUCAAAACAGUGUCACCAGUGCAAAUCUGCCAAGAUGCUGAAGAGAUCUGUUAAAAAAUGGGUAUCCAGCGGAGUGUGGUUCAUCAUAAUUCUUAUCCUGUUUUUCUUCCUGGUAGGUCGGUUCGAACAUCAGCCAAAGCUAACUCGUUUAGAGGCAAAACAUUCUGAUAUUUUGAGGAAAAGCUCACUAAUUGGAUACACGAAUUACACUAUCGAACGACUGGGUUUAAAGCCCAUACCAUUUGUCUCCCCACUUGAGCCAAAUAGUAAAGAACAAGUUAUCAACGAUGUUCUUUCGUUUGUUUAUCCUAUUGAUAUUAAUCUCAAUGGGAAAUUCAAAUGUCGUCACUGGGACGCUCGAUCUACGAAUACAGAAGACUAUAACAAAACUUUGCUAAUUGUGGUGAUUUCGGCUGCAGAACAUUCGGCCAAAAGAGACUUGAUCCGAAGAACGUGGGCUAGCCCAAGUGUACUAAAUGUGGACUGGAUACAAGUGAUUUUUCUGGUAGGAUCAACUCGUGACGAGAAUAAAGUUACAACGGAGCAGUUGAAGAAGGAAAAUGCCCAGCAUGAAGAUUUGGUGCAAGUGAACGUUGUUGACACUUACGCAAAUUUGACGUUAAAGAGUGUAGCCAUGCUACAUUGGACGCAUAGUCACUGUCCGGGUGCUGAACUGGUCCUCAAGUGCGAUGAUGACAAUUACAUCAACUGGAACGUUUUCAUGAAAAUUCUUCCAGCUAUCAACGCCACUAGAAGCAUUUAUGGCACUCCAGUGCCUACUCUAUUUGCUGAGAGAUGGAAAAGUCAGAAACAUUACGUUAGCCGGCUAGUAUGGCCUUGGCCCCGUUAUCCUAGUUAUCUCAUGGGCGGCUGUUAUGCUAUAUCCGGUCAAUCCAUCACACCUCUUCUAGGAGCCACUCAGACAACGCCGUUCUUCUGGAUCGAAGAUAUUUAUUUAACCGGCUUGUGCGCUAGCAAAGCAAACGUUACUCUACAAACCCACCCAAAAUACUACCAUCCAGAUAUCCCAGAGAAAGGUCAAUUAAAUUCUUGCUUUGUGCGGAAGACAGCUAUCUGGCAGACCCGGUCUUCAAAACAAUUGGCAAUAUCCCACAAAGUUACCAGUAACGUCUACCGUAAUCAGCUUCCUUGCAUCCCAAAAAGCAAGAUCCCUCCCAAAUGUGUUUUUGGAAUAUUUUGCUGAUAUGCUAACGCGGUUUCGGUUUCGUUAAAAGAGCGCUUCAGAAGAAGCUGUGUUAUAAAUU